AGUCGAUCCACCGCAGCAGCGACCGAGCCCGGUCAGAAUCGUUUCAACACUCGCCGGAGCAACACAGGAAAAAUCGGUUUGCUCGCUAUCAUAGUCGGAGUUUCGUUCUCCAAAGAUUUUGUACUACGAGACUUGUAUUUUUUUUAUUCUUCGCUGUCGUGUUCGGCAAAUCGGUUUCCGGCUCGAUUUCGGAAGUGCCGUCGUGAUUGAUUCGUUCCGGAUCGGAGAGGAAAACAGUGAAAGUGUUUUGAUUGGAUUGCAACGUAAACAAGAAACUGGGAAGAUGAUUUAAAAUAAAGGAUAUGAGAAUUUAGUGAAUAAUUGUGCCUUUCAUGAAUGAUAAGGGAAGGUUGUGAAACGGAAUAAUUUUUUUUGACACAAAUGGAUUCAAGUGUAUUUUGAGUGAAGAGAGAAUCGCUGAAAAAAAUUAAUCGGAGAAAACAUUGAAGCUGACGGUGUGAAUUCAGCUCCCACUGUGGAUACUCUGCUAAAGUACAAGUUCAAAACAAUGGUUACCGGAAUUGGAACCGCAGCGCAGCAAGUUGGCGCAAUGUCGACCACCUCGCAAAUUUCACCGGCCGAGCAACCGGUGGUGAAACGUCCCAGCGACAACCGAAGAAGCAAUAAACCGAUCAUGGAAAAACGUCGUCGAGCUCGCAUCAACAACUGUCUGAACGAGCUGAAGACACUGAUCCUGGAUGCCAUGAAAAAAGACCCGGCUCGUCACUCCAAACUGGAGAAAGCAGACAUCCUGGAAAUGACCGUCAAGCAUUUGGAAAACCUGCAGCGGCAACAGAAUGCCAUGUCGCAGGCAACCGAUCCGAAUGUGAUGAACAAAUUCAAAGCCGGGUUCAACGAGUGUGCCCAGGAGGUCAGUAGGUUCCCGGACAUAGAUCCGAUGACUCGUCGGCGACUGCUCGCCCACCUGAGCAACUGCAUCAACGGGGUCAAAACCGAUCUUCCGAAAGCUCGCCAAUCGGCAGUGCAAGUACACAUCCUCCCAUCGCCACCAAGUUCUCCGGAACAGGAUCAUCACCCGCAACCUCAUCCAGCACAGAUCAAUGCUGUGCAAACAGGCAACGGAGUGUAUUUCACCAACAGCAUCGGGUCAAGUGUUCAACUGAUUCCCACCAAACUCCCUAAUGGAAGCCUUGCCUUUGUGCUUCCACAAGCCAUCCCUGCGGCAAACGCUCCGGUCCCAAUGCUGGUGCCCAUCCCAAGUCGCACCGCAUCAACUGGUUCAGCCGCUUCCAGCCAUUCAUCGUCUUCCGCGUAUGACCGAGUCUCUCAACACGCCACCUCGCCCUACCACGCUCCACCAAGUCCUGCCAACUCCCACUACGAGCCAAUGGACUGCAAACCCUCGGUCUUCCAAGAUCAACAGCAAUACCUCCACUCGCAGCAGAUGCGUUACCAGCAGCAACCUCAGCAGCAAUCACGAUCCUACAGCCCCGACAGUCCGCUGUCCCUGGUCAUGAAGAAACCCUACCAGGACCAAAACCAAGACGAUGACAAACCGUGGCGACCGUGGUAAUCCAACGCCCGUGUCAUCCACACAUCGAGUCAUAAAACAAUUAGUACCUUAGCACCCCACCAGUCGCGGCAGCCGGAAGUAUACACAAAUCGCUCGCUCGUGUACACGAGCCGCAGUAAACCGACCUGAAGCAGCUCUCGCACCGUCGUUGAGCACACACAAUGUAGUGCCUGCCCUUCCGAUUCGCCGCCCGUCGACCGUCGCCAAUUCGCGUAAAUCACCGAGUGCACUGAAAUAAAUAGUUUGAAUAGCAUCUCACUCGCCACCAUCGUCGUCUUCACCCUCACCAACUAGAAACAAUGUAGACAUCGGAGAAGCCGUGGUGAGUGAACGUGCGAGCAACGAGCAGAAGCGCAACGUCAAAGGGUCACGAGUGUCGCGCUUGCUUGCUUUCCCACACUCAUUACACGGCCCCCAGCAAUAGUCAUUCUCGUGCAAAAGUCUGCGUGUGUGUGUGUGUGUGUAUGUGAACAUGGCCCAAGACAGUUCGGUGAAGAUCGUGCCAAUAGAAUAUAGUGAGUGAUCGCACGCGGAGGCGGAGAAACACGGGCAAACGGCAGCGCAACAAUAUUGUAAACUCGCUACAAAGUGUGUGAUUGAAGCGCGCAAAAGGAGUGAACCCAACGUCGCUGCUGCUCGAAAUUCAAAUGGCAUGUGAAGAAGACAAAAACCACCGCCGUCGACGCCGUUGAGCGUGGAGAACAAGACAAAGAAGAUUGCGGCACGAGGCAAAAUUUAUUUUUACUUUCGGGAGAAUAAAUUUUUAUCACUCUCGUCUCGAAGUGUAGAAGCGGUGACGCGGCGAACGUGCGCGUGUUUGAACGAAGAAUGCGAUACUGGUCUCUUUCGCAACGUGCCCACUUUGACCAUUCAACGUACGGCGCUCGUAACGAAACGCCCUGAUCGGGAUCGGCACAGGUCGGGCUAGUCAUCCAUGUCCCGCGAGAGGAUUCAGCGCCUGGUGGUGGUUGCAAUAUCUCACAAAAUACAAACGAAACAACAAAGUAUAAAUGAAACCCGCACAAACUCUGCUGAGGAGAAUGGUGGAAACCCUGUUGCUGUGAAUAAUUUGUAAGGCUUUUUAGUGUGAUAAGCAGAGAGUUAGAGUUACAGAGAAGAAAAAAAAAACAACACAAAACAAACCUUAGGAUCAAGGAGUUCAAAACUUUGCUAGACAAAUGGAAGUAAAUCCCACGUUUACAGUAAUCACACAAUAACUAUCCUACUGGUAGCAGUAGUCAGCGUUUGUGUGAGUGUGUGUUGGUUAGAAAGUCAAAGUGGCGAGGACCGCGAACAAUCAUGUGAUUAGCUUCUUGAAGUUUUAUUUUAAGAUCGCCCCAAUCCAUCUUUCGUGCAUCCACCAUCCUCUUUCCUGUCCAUUCAUCUCAUUUUGAUGCCAAUAAAUUCUUGUAAAUAUUUUCAUUUCGUUUUGGUUCACCACGAACAAGCGAGCGCGACAAAAAUCACAAAAGUCUUCCAUUAGAGCAAGUUGUGAGAACGCCAAUCAGGGAUUCCUAGUUCUUGAUUAGGAUAGUGACGGUAGGUUCGCCACCGGCCAAAGGUCAUUACUGAUCUUUCCGUUAGAUUUUAUUUUAUUUUCCAGCGUGAUUCGUUCGCGGUUGUGAGAGGAGAAAAAUAAGUGAGAAAAGCGAAUAAAUUAUUCAUCAGAGUGUGUAAAUAUAGCUUUCCUUUACACUGUUAAGUUCCAAUUCUAGAGCCGAUAGGAAAACAAAGCGAUAGGCAUUAUUAUUUAUACGGAGCAAAUGCGUCAAUAACAAAUUAGAGAGUACGGCCCCAACCAUUUGGAAGCAAUUUUAGCAGAAUGAAAGAAGCAAUCGAAAACAAUUGACUUUAGUGAUUAGCGUUGAUGGGGGAAUUGAUUCUCCUGUCGAAUUAAGAUAUGUAUGAUACAAAGAGAAUAUGCUUGUGGCAACACAACACAGAUUAAAUAUUUUAAUGAAAUAGAGAAAAGAUGAAAAUGGAAAACUAUGGAAAAUAUAAAAUAUUUUUGAAAUUAAAAUAA
This is a messenger RNA of Ochlerotatus camptorhynchus, 3557 nucleotides long. RefSeq names its product bHLH transcriptional repressor hairy (gene hry). The record is from RefSeq and is a predicted model, not a curated record. Gene Ontology annotation, biological process: anterior/posterior pattern specification; regulation of neurogenesis; regulation of transcription by RNA polymerase II. Bases 509 to 1534 code for a protein of 341 amino acids. Gene Ontology annotation, cellular component: nucleus. Gene Ontology annotation, molecular function: RNA polymerase II cis-regulatory region sequence-specific DNA binding; protein dimerization activity; DNA-binding transcription factor activity, RNA polymerase II-specific. Lineage: Eukaryota; Metazoa; Arthropoda; Insecta; Diptera; Culicidae. The transcript has 3 exons.